CGGAGCCGCUAACGCCGGGGGUUGGGGUACAGGGACGCCAGAAGCAGCUAGGGAAGGGGGUGGCCGAUCACUCCAAAGCCUGUCGCCACCAUGCCUGUCUCUCCAGUAAACAGCCGCAAGCAGCAGAACCUCUGGUUGAGCGUUGGCCCACAGCCAAAGAAAUCUAUUAGCUUUACUAACACAGUAAAAGGAGGUCAAACAAAAGGAUAUGUUGGUGUAAACCAAAGCAGAAUGGCUAUGUCAAAAACCUUGACAGUUUUACCUGAGAUAAAAACAGAAAAAAUGAAUAUUUCUACCCCAAGGACAGUCAUACAGGUAAUUAAUACACUUGGAGUUGAUGUUACUCCCCGACCUCUUUACCAUCAAGACCCAUAUAUGGGUGCAGCAAAGCCAAAUAAAUUAUUGACAUCACAAGAAGGAUCAUAUGCAUCAGAAUAUAUAUCUUCCUAUAGCCUGUAUCAGAAUACAAUAAAUCCUAGUAUGUUAGGGCUGUUUACAAGGUCGGUUUUAGGAAGCAGUACAGUUUCUAAAUCAAGUGUAUCUACUACUGAAUCAAUAGCAGAAGACCUAGAAGAACCAUCCUAUAAACGGGAAAAACUGACUAGUUUUACAGACUUACGAGUUGUGAGGGCAACACCUGAGAAAAUUGUAACAAAAGAAGACCUACAAAAGACUAUAGAGAUAACACUCACAGAGUCGGAAACACUGAGAUUUUUUAACCUACCAACAGUCAUGGUUUCUGUGGAAUCUGAAGAAGCUGAGAAGGUCAUUCGGAGAAACAAGAAUUAUGAGACCCUUUGUAGAAAUAGAUUAGGCAAUGACUUAUAUGUUGAAAGGAUGAUGCAGACUAUUAAUGGAGCUCCAAAGAACAAAGAGGUUCAAUGUGACAAAAUCGUAAAGGAAGACAAAGGUGUAAUGUCCAGUACUUGGGAUUUGUAUGAUUCUUAUAAUGCUAUGGAGCUUUCAUGUUUACCAGCAAAACAAUCUAUGCUUGAAUCAAGUAGUAAAACAAUUGUACCUUCUAAAGAUCAAGAGCAAAGAGUACCAGGGAGUACUAUAGACAAAAAUAGUGAAGCUAGUUCUUUAAUGGAUAUAGAAAAUGUAAUUCUCACUAAAAUCUAUGAUGAUGAAGAAGAUCACUCAGAGUCAAUAAUGAAAUCUGACAAGUUUCGUCAGGAUUUAUUUUUUAUGGAACGAGUUCUAAUGGAAAAUUUAUUUCAGCCAAAACUUGCAGCUUAUCGUCAGCUUCCUAUUUUAAAAGAACCAGAACCUGAAGAACCUGAAGACUUUUUAGAAGGUGAAAAACUUGAACAAGAGACAGAGGAAGAGGUUAAGAAGGAAGAGGAAGAAGAAAGAGAAAUAGGUACAGAACAGUCAACAAUACCAGCCAAUUUGGAACGACUUUGGUCCUUUUCCUGUGACUUAACCAAAGGUCUUAAUGUGAGCAGCCUUGCCUGGAAUAAAACAAAUCCUUGGCCAGAACGCAUUUAUCAGAGUCCAUAUGGAGUGACUGCUGUGGAUUUCUCAAUUGGAGCACCUAAUCUUUUAGCAGUUGGCUAUCACAAUGGCACCAUUGCCAUUUAUAAUGUGCAGAGCAACAGCAAUGUUCCGGUUCUGGAUAGUAGUGAAUCACCUCAAAAACAUUUGGCACCUGUAUGGCAACUACAAUGGAUAGAACAAGAUCGAGGGACAACAGGUGAUGACAAAAGAGAAAUACUCGUUUCUGUAUCAGCAGAUGGAAGAAUCUCCAAAUGGGUUAUACGGAAAGGACUAGACUGUCAUGAUUUGAUGCGUUUGAGGCGAACUACUGCGAGCAGCAGCAAAAAGGGAGGGGAAAAGGAAAAAAAAGGUGAAGCUCUGAUAUCUCGACAGGCUCCUGGAAUGUGUUUUGCUUUUCAUCCUAAGGAUACAAAUAUCUAUUUGGCUGGCACUGAAGAAGGUCAUAUUCACAAAUGCUCUUGUUCGUAUAAUGAACAAUACCUUGAUACCUACAGAGGACAUAAGGGCCCAGUGUAUAAAAUAGCAUGGAAUCCAUUUUGUCAUGAUGUGUUCUUAAGCUGUUCUGCAGAUUGGGGUGUUAUUAUAUGGCAACAGGAGAACACCACACCAUUUUUGAGCUUUUAUCCAACCACUUAUGUUGUUUAUGAUGUUGCCUGGUCUCCAAAAUCCUCCUAUAUAUUUGCAGCUGCAAAUGAGAGCAGAGUGGAGAUUUGGGACCUUCAUGUCAGCACUUUGGAUCCUCUCAUUGUGAAUGUUGCUAACCCUGGAAUCAAGUUCACAACUGUUCUCUUUGCCAAACAAACAGAUUGCCUUCUAGUGGGUGACAGUGAUGGACAGGUUGCUGUGUAUGAACUAAGAAAUAUGCCCUCUCCUUUGGAUUCUGGCCGGGGAGAUAUAAUAGAUACUUUGCUUGGACCCAAGUCAAACCAACAAGGAUAAUUCAUCAUUACUAAUAUUUUCUCUUGUUGAUGUUUAAAGAAAAAGAAAGAGUGUUUAAUGUCCAGUCAUCCAAUUUCUGUGCAGUAAGCUGGGAUUUUGAUGUUAGAAAAUGAUAUUUGUUGUAUAACCUCUAUUUUAACUUAACAAAUUUAAUAAACUUUUAUUUCAGAGAUAUAUGAUUAGUUUGAGAUCUAGGCUAAUUAUAAGAGUUCUGUUGGGAUUUUCUUAAUAUUUUUAGUCAUAUUCCAAGUACAUAUAACUACAUAUGUGUACUUAUAAAAUAUUCAAAUAGGUUAGAAAAUUAUUAUUCCAUUAGAAGCAAAGCUUGGAAAUUAUUAGAAUUACUUAGACCAAAAAUCUUUACAAGAUGAAGUUCCAUAGACUUUUAAAUCUUCGGCUUUCCAAGAUCUAUUUUCCAGAGUUUAUGAAUUACCGCAUGUGUUAGUGUUAGGAGAAUAUUGGAUUCUCACACCCAACUUUAAAUCAGAAUUUUAUCCUCUUAGAUUUGAGAGCUGAAGUUAUGAAACUUUAUUAGACUAUUUGACAAGCAAAAGACAUGACAGAAAAUAUCAAAUUUGCAUUGUUUAGCCACCAGGCAUCACACUCCCAAUUCAGUGAGAAGAGUUAGUCUGGGACACAUGGGGGCACCCUCCUCUGCCUGCCCAAAAUCUGCUCUGGGUUUUAAGCCCCGACUUAAGUGGGCUCAGAGAGAAAGUAUAAAGUCCUCGCUCUAUAGUUGGCAUCAGGAUAUUAUCUUAUGAAGGGUUCUAGAGCUAGCUUGUGGAUACAGGAGGAGUGGGAGGUAGCAACUCCCCCAAACAGCUUGCUAACAGCCUAUGCCAUGCUGUUAGAACAAGUCCUGCGUUUUGUUACCUGAGGCCAUAGGACAGUAUGGCCUGUUUUGUAAAGCAUUCUAAGUGGAGAGGAGAGGAGAAGGCAUUUGAAACUCACUAAACUCUCUGGAAAAAGAGUAUGUGUAAAACUAAGAGUGGAAUCUGUGCAACAGUAGAAACUGCCUUUUAUAAGUAUCCACUUCUUCACAAUCUCCAUUUCUUUGGAGCCAUCCUUUAAACAAAAGUAAGGUGAUUCUCAGGUGGAUUGAGAGCUUAGAUCAGGUAGUAAGAAUUAUAGAUUUUCUGCUGUUAUAAAUCAUUGUGGUUUAUCUCUUUGUCUUUCUGAAAGGUUGGACUUUCCAUAACACUCUGUGUAACAAAAUAAAAACUUGA
Molecule: messenger RNA, 3665 nt
Organism: Zalophus californianus (California sea lion)
Lineage: Eukaryota; Metazoa; Chordata; Mammalia; Carnivora; Otariidae
Gene: DNAI4
Product: dynein axonemal intermediate chain 4
Exons: 16
Coding region: 91-2439 (782 amino acids)
Biological process (GO): cilium movement
Cellular component (GO): axonemal dynein complex
Molecular function (GO): dynein light chain binding; dynein heavy chain binding
Source: RefSeq, a predicted model, not a curated record